UAAUGAAACACAGUGUAAUUUGGUUGUGUACUAUUGCUUUAUUCUUUACAAAUGCAAUAAACAUGUAAAUUAAUAAAUCUAUAUAGUAGAUAAGAAGAAUAAGCAUCCUUGUAACCUCAAUAAUAAAAACAAAAAGUUCAACAUUUCAGAUUAAAUGAGAAGGUUGUAAAUGUGAAAGACUCACAAGAUUUCUACAAAUUUGUUGCUUUAAAUCAGAAGAAACUCUUUGAUAAUUAAUUUAUUUAGAAAUCCUCUGCUUCUGAAAACCUUAGAUUACAUAAUUUCAAAAACAUCCAAUAUACAGCAGACCUAGGAAUUGGUUAAGCUGGCAAUGUUUUUAAGGUUGUAUUAGAUACAGGUAGUGCUAAUCUAUGGAUUGAUUCAAACAGAUGCACAGAGCAAGGUUGUAUGAGACAUAAACAAUACAAACAUGAAGAAAGUCAUUCGUUUUUACCAUUGAAUUAAGAAUUAACAGUAGAAUUUGGUAGUGGAGAAUUAAAAGGAGUUGUUAAUUCUGACACUGUUUAUUUUGGAGAUAUCACAUUACCUAGAUAAAACUUAGCUGAAAUCACAAGUGAAAAUGGAAUUAUUUUCAAAAGUCUUGAUUUUGAUGGCAUUCUUGGUUUAGCAUAUCCUUAGAUGGCUCCUAAAAACUUUAAUCCAGUGUUUGAUAAUAUGAUGUAAUAAAAAGCAUUAGAAAAAAAUGAAUUUGCCUUCUAUUUUGCUAAAGACCCAAAUGAUAUUACACAUAGUGAAUUUACUUUGGGUGGAUAUAAUGAAGCUCAUGUUGAUGGAGAUAUUAAUUAUCAUAAUGUUAUUGAUAAAUAUUAUUGGAUGAUCAAAGCUGAUAGUAUUUUAGUAGGAGGUUAAGACAUUGGAUUAUGUGAUGAUGGCUCUUGUAAAUUAAUUGUUGAUACUGGAACCUCCAUUAUGAGUGGACCUAUGGAUGAUAUAGGAACUUUAUUAAGGAAUUUGAAUGUAAAGGAUCAUUGUUCUGAAAUCAAGUCUCUUCCAACAAUUACAUUCAAAAUAGAUGGAAUUGAUUACACUUUAGAACCUGAAGAAUAUGUCAAACCUACAACUAAAGAUAGUUCUGCAUUUGCUGAAAUUAAUAGUUCUGAAGAUUGUAUAUAUUAUUUUAAAUUCUAUAUAGAAUCUAUGGUUGAAGUCAAUAGUUGGGAUUGUAUUGCUUCCUUUAUCCCCUUAGAUAUUCAAGAACCUUAAGGACCUGCUUGGAUUCUUGGAGAUGUCUUCUUAAGGAAAUAUUACAGCAUAUAUGAUAGAGAUAAUGAUAGAGUAGGAUUUGCCAAAGCCAAAUAAUGAU
Paramecium pentaurelia is the source of this 1324-nucleotide messenger RNA. The record is from the annotation of a GenBank genome assembly. NCBI's taxonomy places the organism in Eukaryota, Ciliophora, Oligohymenophorea, Peniculida, Parameciidae.